Ricinus communis (castor bean) is the source of this 1258-nucleotide messenger RNA. RefSeq names its product short-chain dehydrogenase TIC 32 B, chloroplastic. The transcript has 8 exons. The record is from RefSeq and is a predicted model, not a curated record. NCBI's taxonomy places the organism in Eukaryota, Viridiplantae, Streptophyta, Magnoliopsida, Malpighiales, Euphorbiaceae. Bases 73 to 1056 code for a protein of 327 amino acids.
GUGCUCUCUAAUCUCAAGGCUAAAGUGGUUCUCUUGCUGUCUAAGAUUCUAAGCAGCAGCAGCAUCCUGCUCAUGAAAGAAACACUGAGGUAUUUGGCAGGCAUUGCAGGGCCAAGUGGUUAUGGCUCAAAUUCAACGGCUGAGCAAGUUACUCAAGAUUCUGCCUCUUUACAUUUAACUGCCAUCAUCACUGGGGCUACUUCAGGUAUUGGGGUUGAAACUGCUAGAGUGCUGGCUAAAAGAGGUGUGAGAGUAGUGAUUCCUGCAAGGGAUUUAAAAAAGGCAGCCGAAGCAAAGGAAACUAUACAAAAGGAGAGUCCAAAGGCAGAGAUACUAAUUUUUGAGACUGAUUUAAGUUCCUUUGCUUCUGUCAAGAAAUUUUAUUCUGAUUUUCUUGCUUUAGGACUACCCCUUAACAUUCUCAUAAACAAUGCUGGGAUAUUCUCUCAGAAUUUGGAAUUUUCUGAAGACAAAAUUGAGAUGACAUUUGCCACAAAUUACUUGGGGCAUUUUUUAUUGACAGAGUUGCUAUUAGAGAAAAUGAUAGAAACAGCAGCAGGGACAGGCAUCCAGGGCAGAAUAAUAAAUCUUUCUUCUGUGAUUCACAGCUGGGUGAAGAGAGAUUCUUUUUCUUUCAAUCAAAUGAUACGCCCAAAGAAUUACAAUGGCACACGUGCAUAUGCUCAAUCCAAAUUGGCGACUAUAUUACAUGCCAAGGAAAUGGCUAGACAGCUGAAGGCAAGGAAUGCAAGAGUAACAAUCAAUGCAGUACAUCCAGGCAUUGUCAAGACAGGAAUAAUUAGAGCUCACAAGGGUUACAUUACAGAUUCUCUGUACUUUAUUGCGUCCAAGUUACUAAAAUCAACAUCUCAGGGUGCAUCAACCACAUGUUAUGUUGCUUUAAGUCCACAAGCAGAAGGUGCAACUGGGAAAUACUUUGCAGAUUGUAAUGAGAGCAACUGCUCAGCUCUGGCUAAUGAUGAAUCUGAAGCACACAAGCUCUGGAAACUGAGCCGUGCACUCAUCCAUAGACGACUGUAUCAACCGCAAGCCUGAUCGUUGAUUGUACAAAUUCUAUUUUAGGAGCCCAUUCAGCCAUUUGUAUAGUAGACUUUUGUGUAUUAAAUGUGCAUAAGGCAAAUUUAAAAGGGUAAAACAUACUGAUCUAAGCUUACAUGGAUAAAUAAUUGAUAUGGCUAGGCUGUACUAAGUCCACUUUGUGCUAGUAAAAAUAAUGGCAAAUUUAUUCUUUCCUUUA